Funneliformis caledonium is the source of this 651-nucleotide messenger RNA. NCBI's taxonomy places the organism in Eukaryota, Fungi, Glomeromycota, Glomeromycetes, Glomerales, Glomeraceae. The record is from the annotation of a GenBank genome assembly.
AUGUCAAGUCCACAAAAAUAUAACCGAUAUUUUGGAAAAUAUAAAAAUUCUAAAGCUGUUCUGGAGCCCAAUAUAUCCGGUAUAUUUGUUAGUUGUAUUAAAACGAAAGAAUCUUUGUGCAUUAGGGAAUGCUAUGAUUUAUUUGAUGAGUACGCGGAUAAGAUUUAUAAGUCUACGGAUGAAAAUCCUAGAGUUGAUGAAGGAGGAUCAGAUAAAGACGAUGUGGAAACUUCAAUUGCUAAAGAAAUUGCCCAAAUGAAACGACCCCAUAAAUCGCGUCGUUUUGCAUCAAUACAAACUGGAGCUAAUUGCGUCGUAUUCAUCAAGACAAAUCCUCCUAUAAACCCUGUUCAACUCGUUCAUUCUAUUUUGACCGAUUUGUACAAUUCAGGACAAAAGAAAACUAGACAUAAUCAUAAUGUAGAUAGAAUGGAAUUAAUUACAAUGAUUGCAAAAUUAGUUGGUGAUCAACACAUAGUAAAUCUCGAUGAUCCAGAAUUAGUGAUAAUUGUGGAUGUGUUCAAGAGUAUUUGUGGAAUGAGUAUUCUCGAGGAUUAUAAUAAGUUGAAAAAGUACAAUAUAGAGAAAAUUUUCGAAGAAUUAAACGAAAAGAAAGGUGAGGGAAGCAGAAUAGAUAAAAGUGAGCAACAG